Brenthis ino (lesser marbled fritillary) is the source of this 2352-nucleotide messenger RNA. The record is from the annotation of a GenBank genome assembly. Lineage: Eukaryota; Metazoa; Arthropoda; Insecta; Lepidoptera; Nymphalidae.
AUGAAGAUCAUAUCAAUAGUUUUUGUUUCUACCUUUGUCAUAGCUCACGCGAAAAUUACUAUAGAUGUUAAAGCCGGAAGAGAUAUAUCUGAUAUAGUUAUUAACUAUUCCGGAUUUGAUAAAGCUCUCAUCGGAAAUAAAGAAAUAGAACUUUUUAAAAUCGAUGAGCUUAAUUUAAAACGAGCAGUGAGAAGCAAGUACCAAGUGACACCUCGCGAUGUGUUUCUUAAGAGCCCCACACCGUGGGGUGAUUUAUACGAGAAAUAUCACUGGGAACAAGUGUCAAGAGUGAUGCAAAUAAAAUCUGUUACAGUUAAACAAAGUGCGGUAAAGUCUAUUGCAAUAUUAUCACAGGACUUUGAAAAUUCAUUUAAUAAUACAAUAAAAGUCAACGCAGGCAUCAGUCAAACUGUUGAAAACAGGAUAGCAACGACGUGGUCAAUGAACAAAGAAACUACAAUAUCGCAGGAGAUUGAAUAUGAUUUAAAUAUAAUUAUUGCAAAAAUUGCGGGCACAACCAGUUUUUCGUACACUUCUAGUUGGGGCAAGAGUGAUGAGAAGUCAGAAGCAGUAACGUUGGGUGCUACUAGUGGAAUGGAAACAGAACUUCAGCCUGGUCAAGCCGCAACAGCAAUUCUAUCAGCAAAUCGAUAUUCUUUGGACAUUGAAAUUGUAUACGCUUUAUCUUUACAAGGAAAUGUAGCUGUUAAUUUUAGAAAAAAACAUAAAGGACACCAUUUUUAUGGACCCACAAUUGAAUCCGUUCUGAAGAGUGAUGAAUUACCGACAGAAGUGACCGUCGUCGAGUACAUACAGAUAGGUCUUUUUACCGAUGCGUCAUUAAAAGUGAUUGACAAGAAGACAGGUUUUAAACAGAUACAACAAGCAACAACAAAGAAAAUGAAGAUAUUUAUAUUUAUUGGUUUACUGGCGCAUGUAUUGGCAGAGCCACCUGUAGGGGAUGGAUAUCCAGCAGCUCGAUCAAGCUAUGAUCAUGACCACGGCCUUGAUAUCCCACGAUCUUUACCGCAAAGAUAUGGAGCACCUGCACCAGUUGGAGCCCAAAGUCAAAAAGGCUACGAAUCAGCUGUAUCCAGAUCUCAACUAUCCUCCUAUCUUCCUGCGUCGCGAUCCUCUAUAUCUCAAGAGUACGGCCCCCCAGAACUUCGAUCAAGUCUGUCCCAAGAAUAUGGCGCUCCAGGUCUAAGAUCUAGUCCAUCCCAAGAGUACGGAGUCCCCAGUGCUCGACUCUCCCAACAAUAUGGACCUCCCAAUCAAAGAAACGCUCCUUCUGCAGAAUACGGAGUUCCUUCUUAUCCAACAGAUUUUAAUACUCCCAGCGCACGUUUAUCUCAAGAAUACGGCGUUCCUGAAUUAAGGUCAGAUUCUGAAGGAUAUAAAACGAUUGGUGACUUUCCUUCAGAUUCCUAUGGAGCACCUCUGCAAAGGUCUCCUUCUACUCAGUAUGGACAGCCUCAAUUUAGAUCGAAUCCUUCUGAAGAAUACUCAGCACCUGCCCAAAAUACUCUUUUGCAAUUUCAAAAGUCUGCGUUAUCGACUCAAAAUUACGCUACUGGACUCCGCAGCACAUAUAACGUCAGUCCCUUAUCACGUCCAAAUACUGUACAAUCGAGGCAAAAUAAGCCAUCGAGUGUUGUGACUAGAAACUUUCAAAAGUCCUUUGGAGCAGGAAACACUGCAUCUCAAAGCUUCAGUACAUCUCGUUCUGUUCCUUCACUCCAUCAAGUACCUUCCACAAGAAAUUCUGACUCCUAUACGCCUAAAACACAGUCAAUUUCCCAAUCCUAUCUUCCUAGCUCCAGAACCGUAUCACAAACAUAUGGAGCACCAAAUGAACGAAGCCUAUCCGCUGAAUACGGUCCUCCUGAAGCUAGAACUAAAACGAAAACUAAUGCUUUUGCUUCAUCUUACGACGUUAGUAGGUCAGACCCAUCCCCUAAAUAUGGCGUACCAUCAGCUAGAGACGCGAUGCCAUCAGAUCAGUACGGAGUUCCUGAACAGUACGACUCACAAUCUAACCAAGGGUACAACUACGCACGGAACGCUCUCGACGAGCUUCUUAACCAAGAACCAGCUAACUACGACUUCGGAUACAAAGUUAAUGAUAUCGACAGUGGGAGUGACUUCGGUCACACUGAGUCCAGGCAAGAUAAUAGAGCUGAAGGAUCUUAUUUCGUAGUGUUGCCAGAUGGAACUAAGCAAGUAGUAGAAUACGAAGCCGAUGAGCGUGGAUUCAAACCUAGAAUCUCCGUAGAACCAGCGGAAGUCAGGUCGGGGUCGGGGUAUGAUGACAACGCGUCAGACCUCGACCGAUCUGGGGAUGGGCCUUAU